Messenger RNA from Megalops cyprinoides (Indo-Pacific tarpon), 865 nucleotides. RefSeq names its product cytochrome c oxidase assembly factor 3 homolog, mitochondrial. The transcript has 2 exons. Lineage: Eukaryota; Metazoa; Chordata; Actinopteri; Elopiformes; Megalopidae. Gene Ontology annotation, cellular component: mitochondrial inner membrane. Bases 54 to 356 code for a protein of 100 amino acids. The record is from RefSeq and is a predicted model, not a curated record. Gene Ontology annotation, biological process: mitochondrial respiratory chain complex IV assembly.
GUCAUACUUCCGUAUGUUCUCCACAGUCCUCUAACCACUCUUUCGCAUCAAAGAUGGCAGACAAGGAGGUGAAAGGAGAGUCAGAGGCAGCUUUCGCGAAGAGAAUUGAUCCGACGAAGGAGCCUCUAUCCGAACAACAAAUUCAGUUCAUCAGGAGAGUGGAGCUUGAGCAGUGGAAGAGGAAAACACAGAAACUUCGGGGCCGCAAUGUCGCAACUGGCCUGGCUAUCGGGGCACUUGUGAUGGGAAUCUAUGGUUACACGUUUUAUUCAGUGUCACAAGAGAGGAUAAUGGACGAGCUCGACGAGGAGGCUAAGACCGCAAGGACAAGGGCUCCAAAGACAGCAGCCAACUGAUGCUAAUUUUCUAUUGGACCAUGUGUCGUUUGUUUGUUGCACUGACAUGGAGAAGAUUACUAUAAAAUGACUGCCACUUUCCUGCCCCUGUCAGCUGGGAGCGCCACAUCUCAUAAAUGUCUUAAGAUCAAAUACCAGGUUUUUGUCCACUGAAACAUAAAGCAUGAAGCAUAGCUUGUUUAUGGUUUUUGAAACAAUGCUUUGUGAUUGUGGGCAGUACAAAUCAGUGGACUAAACCCUGUGACUUCUUACUGAUUUGCCUGAUUUCUUCAAAUGCCGGUUGCCCUUAAACAUAUUCUUCGAUUGAGUAUAUGUAAGAAAGUAUAGUUUGAAUCACGUCUUUUCGUCAUUUGUUCGGGAUCAUCAAAAUGUUGCUAUUAAAAUGUAUAAACGUAAAAUUUAAGGAAGCUUCCGACUGGGUACGAUGUGGAUUAACUUUUUAAGAGAUGCAGUGGCUUUGCAUUGAAUAUAAUCCCAAAUGACCUGCAUUACUGACAUGCAAAACCCAU